AAUCUCGGGGCAAUUUGACAAAAUCCGAAAAAGGGGGCAGAAGCAACCGCGUUUUAUCGUAUCCGUGGAUUGAAAGGUUCGAUGAUUGUUAACAAACACUUGCAUAUUCCACUUAUGGAUUCCCUAAUUUUAUAAUCCGAUGUUUUUACAUAUCUAUCUUCGUCCCUUUGAACUAAUCAAAACCCCCACAAAUUUAAAAUUAUAAAAAUGGGAAGACGAAUUCAGCACCUCUGCCCCACUUCGCCAUCUCCUGCAUAGUUAUCUGGUUAGUACUCAUUAUCAAGAUCUCUCAACCCUUUUCAUUUUUCUAAUAAUUUUGGAUCCUUUGACCAACUCCAUUGAUGAUUUCAACGUUUGUUUGUUUCUAGCGAUAGACUUUUGAUUACUCUUUCAUCUAUUUCGGGGUCGUUUCAAUCGAUGUAUAUAAAAUGCUUGUAGUUUUUUUUGAGUUUUUGGUGUGAUUAAUCGGUAGUCGAUGUUCGAAUUUAGUUUAGAUUAGUUGAAUUAAAUCUGAUUGCUGUUCGUAUUGAUUGUGGAUUGGAUUGGAUCAUUUGAGUCUGCUUUUGAUUUUUGGUGGUUUGACUGUUUUCAGUUCAUGUUUGAGUUAAGAUUAUGAUCUUAUUUUGACAAAUUUGGAGUCAAUUGAAGUGGGUUUGACUAUUUUUUUGGGUUUUUUUUUUGAUAUUGAAGUUGGAUCUUUACUUUUCAUUGAGCAAACUGGUGAAAACUGGAUCUUUAUGUUAAAAGUGGAAAAGGGUUUCUUGAGAAAAGAUUGAGGUGAAAUGGGGAAUACUUGUGUUGGACCGAACAUUUCGAAGAGUGGAUUUAUUCAGUCGGUUUCGGCUGCAAUGUGGCGAACCCCAUCUCCUGAAGAUGCCCCACCUACUCCUAAUGGAGAACAAUCUUCGACUCGUGGUGUACAACCCGAAUCACCGUUGCCCGUUCAAAACAAACCACCGGAACCGAUUACAAUCCCCAAAACGGAAAAGAAGCAAGAAGAACAGCCGGUGAAACCCAAAAAGGGCCCCCAAAUGAAGAGAGUUUCCAGUGCUGGCCUUCGCACUGAUUCGGUUUUACAAAGAAAAACCGGGAGUUUGAAGGAGUUUUUCACUUUGGGGAAGAAAUUAGGACAAGGGCAGUUUGGCAUUACGUUUCUUUGUAUAGAGAAAGCUACGGGUGAACAUUAUGCUUGCAAAUCGAUUGCAAAGAGGAAGUUGUUGUCCGAGGAGGAUGUGGAGGAUGUCCGUAGGGAGAUUCAGAUAAUGCACCAUUUGGCUGGUCAUCCGAAUGUUAUAGCAAUCAAAGGGGCUUAUGAGGAUGCUGUAGCGGUUCAUGUUGUUAUGGAAUUGUGUGCUGGGGGCGAGCUUUUUGAUCGGAUCAUUCAACGUGGGCAUUACUCAGAAAGAAAGGCAUCCGAACUUACAAGAACUAUUGUAGGGGUUGUCGAGACUUGUCACUCUUUGGGGGUUAUGCAUCGCGAUUUAAAGCCCGAGAAUUUCUUGCUUGUGGAUAAGAAAGAAGAUUCACUUCUCAAAACUAUUGAUUUUGGAUUGUCGGUUUUCUUUAAGCCAGGUGAAUCAUUUAACGAUGUGGUUGGCAGCCCAUAUUAUGUUGCACCAGAAGUCCUGAGAAAGCGAUAUGGUCCUGAAGCUGAUGUUUGGAGUGCCGGGGUGAUCGUUUACAUCCUAUUAAGUGGAGUGCCACCAUUCUGGGCUGAAACGGAGCAAGGAAUAUUCGAACAAGUCUUGGAUGGUGAUCUAGAUUUUACGUCUGAUCCAUGGCCAAGUAUUUCCGAAGGAGCAAAAGAUCUUGUGAGGAGAAUGCUUGUUCGGGAUCCAAAAGAACGAUUGACUGCACAUGAAGUUUUAUGCCAUCCUUGGGUUCAAGUCGAUGGUGUGGCUCCAGACAAGCCUCUCGACUCUGCUGUUCUAAGUCGAAUGAAACAAUUUUCAGCCAUGAACAAGCUUAAGAAGAUGGCUCUUAGAGUUAUAGCAGAGAGUAUGUCUGAAGAAGAAAUAGCUGGGCUAAAACAAAUGUUUCAGAUGAUCGAUACCGACAACAGUGGUCAAAUUACUUUUGAUGAACUAAAGGUGGGAUUGAAAAGAGUUGGUGCUAACCUUAAGGAGUCAGAAAUCUAUGAUCUGAUGCAAGCAGCAGACGUAGAUAAUAGUGGAACAAUUGAUUAUGGGGAAUUUGUCGCUGCAACGUUACAUCUGAAUAAAAUCGAGAGAGAAGAUCAUCUUUUUGCGGCUUUUUCGUACUUUGAUAAAGACGGAAGUGGUUAUAUUACUGCCGAUGAGCUUCAGCACGCGUGUGACGAGUUUGGCAUAGAUGCUCGCCUCGAGGAGUUGAUUCAAGACGUUGAUCAAGACAAUGAUGGGCGUAUAGACUACAACGAGUUUGUGGCCAUGAUGCAAGGAAAUAGCGGUGUCGCGCCAAAAAAGAGCCUAGAUAAUAGUUUCAGUAUCAAGUUUAGAGAAGCAUUUAAACUUUGAAGUUGUUCUUCGUGUUUCUUUUUCGGUAUCGAUGGAAACAUAGAACCGUACUUUCGUUGAAUUUGUUUUUCAGUUUUGAGUUUGAACUUUGUUCUGCAAAAUUGUAUUCAUAUGUGAAUGUUGAGUGUUGAAGAGAGUAAUGCUGGUAAGUUAUUUGUGGAUAUUACCUCAUGCCUUCUUUGUGGAUAUUACCUCAUUUAAUACUUAAA
Molecule: messenger RNA, 2704 nt
Organism: Cynara cardunculus var. scolymus (artichoke)
Lineage: Eukaryota; Viridiplantae; Streptophyta; Magnoliopsida; Asterales; Asteraceae
Product: calcium-dependent protein kinase 1
Exons: 7
Coding region: 783-2495 (570 amino acids)
Biological process (GO): peptidyl-serine phosphorylation; protein autophosphorylation; intracellular signal transduction
Cellular component (GO): cytoplasm; nucleus
Molecular function (GO): calcium/calmodulin-dependent protein kinase activity; calmodulin binding; ATP binding
Source: RefSeq, a predicted model, not a curated record